Messenger RNA from Heterostelium album PN500, 345 nucleotides. Its product is annotated as DUF1748 domain-containing protein. The record is from RefSeq and is a predicted model, not a curated record. NCBI's taxonomy places the organism in Eukaryota, Evosea, Eumycetozoa, Acytosteliales, Acytosteliaceae. Bases 1 to 345 code for a protein of 114 amino acids. Gene Ontology annotation, cellular component: cytoplasm. The transcript is spliced from 2 exons.
AUGGGAUUAUUCACUUCAUUAUUAUCGAUUGGUGUAGAUGCAGCUAUUGUAUCAACAGGUCUUGCUGGUAUUCGUCGUUACACUGGAUUCUCUGUACGAGGUGUUGCAAAUAUGAUCAAAAAUGAAAAAAUAAAGAAUGCAGCAGUCGUCUAUUUAAACUCUGGUGAAUAUAUCUUUGAUAAAUCAGUUGAUAUUGUAAACUCUUACAUUUCCGAUUCAAAGAAGAAUGAACCAUCGGAAUCGACACCUUCAACAACAACAACAACAACAGAGCCAUACAAGAAAGCAUACAAGUUAGAUCCACAAAAUAAAUCAAAAGAAGAUCAUUCCAUUAAAGUAGAAUAA